CUACUCACAGCCACGUGCCCUGCCGGCAGCAGAGUACACGACAGCCACAGCAACAGAAAGAAUCAUCGACUCGAGUGGUGAUGAUGGCGCGUUUCCCUGUUCACCUGCUGAUGAAGGUCACAAGCAAACAGGAGCAAUGGUGGCCGAGGUCAUCAGUGAGGAACUUGCCCAUAAGCGCUUCCUCCACUACCACGACGCAGCCGUCGACCGACUUUCUGAGGUCUGUCGCAACGCACCUGUGGUCAAGAAAGGCAAGAAGAAUGAGGGAGAGCAGCGCAAGUGCGAGGUGUGUGUCCAAGCCAAGAUGAAGAUUCGUCCGUACCUGAACAAUGCAUUCCGGCAUUCGUCACCCGGUGAUCUGGUGCACGUCGACCUGGCGCAGAUCAAGCAACUCAGCGAGAGAGGAUUCAAGUACCUGAUGGUCGUGGUGGACGACCACAGCCGUUAUGUGCAGGCCUACUUUCUCAAAAAGAAGUCCAUCGCACCGAAGGCAUUUAUGCACU
Molecule: messenger RNA, 503 nt
Organism: Vitrella brassicaformis
Lineage: Eukaryota; Vitrellaceae
Source: the annotation of a GenBank genome assembly